UUGGUUUGACUGCAUUAAUAUCUACUCUGCCUUUUCAAAAUGCAACUGUUUUGUUCAUAUUUCUUUCUCUUCACUUUUUUGCCCUUUUGCUUAGGUUUUAGGGUCCACAGCCAAAACCCCCGUCUUCAAUAUAACAAACGAGACAUCACUGGCAAUUACGUCAUCGACCAACAAGAGAACAGCCCUUUUGGCUGUAGCGAGAGUCAGAUCAUUGCUUUGGAAAGAGCUAUAACCGAGGCUCGAUAUUUAGCCGGGAAAGCUUCAGCUGUACUUGGCAAGCCUGGUUCUGAGUUCUCUCAGGCAUACCGUCUGUGGUUUGGCAUGUAUAUGCUAAAAUCCAAUAAAGAGGAUAAUUCGAAGCCUGCAACUAGAGAUGCGAUACGAAAAAAUAACUUCGAUGCAGUUCGGCAGAUGAAAUGGCCGGGCCCAACCAACCGAGUCCCUCAAUGGUAUAACGACAAUCUCAGUCCAACGGGGCUUACAUUUACGUGCGCUGCUGAGAAUGAUGAAUCUUGUUCCAGUGGUACAAUUGCUAUGGUUUAUGAGGAUGGACAUCAGCACCAAGGUCACAAAUGGGCCGGUAAUGUAAUCCUUCUGUGCAGAGGGUUUUUUUUGAAGAAGUCUCACAAAACUAUGAUUAAAACGUGGCGGAAGUCCAAGGACGAAGCCAGUCUCUCUGCGGGUUUUGCCCUGUUACACGAAGUGCAACACAUUUCUGCUAUUGUUGGGAAGGAAAGACGAUGCAUCGACGCCAAAAAUCUAGCUCCAGCUCCAAACGAUGUUAGUAAGCUUUGCUACCACUAUCACUGGAGUAAUAGCUGCGCAAACAUUCCGGAUGCGAUGAAGAUAAGCAAUGCCCAAAACAUGGCCUUUUUUGCAUUAGAAGUUACGGCAAACCCUACAACAGGCGAACCCUCGAAAGAGCAGCGCCAGCCUUAA
This is a messenger RNA of Colletotrichum destructivum, 939 nucleotides long. Its product is annotated as Putative metallopeptidase, catalytic domain superfamily. The coding region runs from base 40 to 939 and encodes 299 amino acids. The record is from RefSeq and is a predicted model, not a curated record. The transcript has 3 exons. NCBI's taxonomy places the organism in Eukaryota, Fungi, Ascomycota, Sordariomycetes, Glomerellales, Glomerellaceae. Gene Ontology annotation, molecular function: metallopeptidase activity.